UAUGACAGAGAUCCUACCUUCUCCAGAGAUGCAAGGUUCCUCAUUGGAUAGUGAAAUCGAGAAUUCAUCCUCAAGCAGCUGAAAUGAUGAAAGCCUCACUAAUUUUAAGAUAAAAUGAAAUAUCAUUGGAAAAGAGGACUGUGAGUUGUUCCAAGAUUUAGACGAAAGAAGCCCAGAUGAGUAUUUCAUUAACCGUCAAAAGUCAGAAUUUACUCAUGAAGACGAUCCUUUUAAUUUUAAAUCAGAGAGACAACCCUUCAUGUUGUUUCAAAAUAUGCACAUUGGCAAGGCUGAAUGGGACACUGGGGAUAAACUCAUGAGUUCUAAAUACUUAGGAGCAACCCUGCUUAACCCAAAUGAUGACCUUGAGGCUAACCUUCAUAUGGACUGAGGGAACAAUGACCAGCUUGAAGAACUACUCGGGCUGAAAUAAGCCAGAAAAGCCUGAGUCGGCUAAGAAAUUAAUUGAACCCCAAAUCAAGACUAAAAAGCCAACUCAGGAGAUUCAAGAAGAACAAAAGGAAGAGAUUGUCAAGAUUCGAGAGGAAAGAAAGGAACUCCCUGAAAUCACUGAGGAGAAGGAAUGCCCUAGUUUAUUGCUUACUGAGGGAACCCCUGAGUUUGAACUAGACCUUGAUAAUCUCGGCUCUGAUGAACCAUGGAGAAAUGAAGAAUUUCAAUUCAACUCGUGAGAUUAUAAGAUAACUACCCCAAUCAAAGAUGUACUUGAUGAUACCGAACAGACUCCAAAGAAGCGGGACCUAAAGAAUCUUCAAAAAUUGAAUGAGUACCAAGAAAUUGCCGAACCAAACACUUUAGAGAAAACUCCUACUGAAAAGUAUCUACCUGAGGAUGAUCUUAAUGUUGAUAAGAUCUCCUGUAGAGAAGAUUCUCUACAUGGACAAAAUGGCGAUACUUCAGAUUUAGAUUCACUUAAAAAUGAAGAAGCUCCUAUAAUCGUCAAGAUAGAGAGGGAUGUUUCCACUUCUGCCAAGAAACAGCCUUUAAAGAAGAUAUUGAAGAAACCUGAAGAUCCUUCUAAAAAGUCUAAAGCAAUCUUCAAUAUUUUAAAGAAAGAAGGAAAGACUAAGAAAAAGACCAAAAAGGUUCAUUUUACAUUCAAAGGUAUCGAGAAAGGAAGCUCAAAGAAGAAAGUAGCUAAGGAAAAACCUCCAAAAGCUAAGCUUCAACCAAAUAAGCAGCCGAAGAAAGAAGAGACAACUAUUGAUGUGAACUAUGAAAUAUCUGAACAAGGGUAUGAAAGACUCAAAAAUAAUCAAUGGCUUAAUGAUGAAGUGAUCAAUGCUUUCAUACAGCUGAUCAAUAAAGAACUUGCUGCUGGGAGAUACCUUACAAGAGAGGUUACUUUCUUACAGACUUAUGCAUGUCCGAUAAUUCUUGGCCUUGACCCAGAGAAAUAUGAGAAGAAGAUAUCAAAGCUUUUUAAGAAGGUGGAUCUUAAAAAGCAGCGCUGGAUUUACAUCCCUGUGCAUUAUCAAGAGAGCCACUGGCUGCUAAUUCUAGUAGAUGCAAAGGACAAAUAAGUUUAUUAUUGUUGAUUCUAUGAAGAGCUUAUCAUUUCCAAAAAGAUAUGAGAUUGUCAAAAAUAUCAAAAGAUUUUUUGAAAUUAAAUCAAAAUAACGAUGAACUGUACCCUUCUGCAAAGAAGAAAGCUACAAAGAAAUGGGGGUUAUGGUACAGAACUUGUACACAACAGCCUAAUGAUUACGAUUGUGGGGUUUUCCUAUGCCUAAAUAUGAUGAUACUCAGCUGAAAUUUACUCAAAUCAAUAUACUCAAAGAUCUAUUUCCCAGCCAACAAAUCUGAUGAAUACAGAGAAUUUAUUUGUCAAAGUCUGCAAAACAAGGAGCUUAGAAGAGAUUUCAAAGAUAUUAUUCAUGGAUAACAUACUAACCAAGAGUUCUACAAUAAUUCAACAU
This is a messenger RNA of Moneuplotes crassus, 1940 nucleotides long. The record is from the annotation of a GenBank genome assembly. NCBI's taxonomy places the organism in Eukaryota, Ciliophora, Spirotrichea, Euplotida, Euplotidae.